Messenger RNA from Thamnophis sirtalis, 1618 nucleotides. The record is from RefSeq and is a predicted model, not a curated record. Lineage: Eukaryota; Metazoa; Chordata; Lepidosauria; Squamata; Natricidae.
CCCACCCCCACCCCUCCACGAAGUGACGAAGAGUGUUAAUAACACGAAACGCGAGAUGCAGGAAGAUGAUUUGAGUGAAAAGGGUCUGUUUGUCGCAUCUAUUAUGAGUAGAGUUAGAGACCUAAAAAACAAAUGUAAACAUGAAGAUAAUGUUACAGAUGAACUUAACUUUACUAAAGUAUCAACUGAUACAACAGAUAAUUCUGGAACUGUUAAUCAGAUUAUGAUGACUGCUAAUAAUCCUGAAGAUUGGUUGAGUUUCUUACUCAAAAUGGAGAAAAGGGGCACGUUUCAGACUGACACAAGCUUACUAAAUAGAUUGAUUGGUCGUUACAGCCAAGCAGUUGUAGCACUGUCAGCAGAAAAAUAUAGCCAGAAUGAAAAUUAUGCUCAUAUUCUGGUUAGAUUUGCGGAACUGAAAGCUAUUGAAGAACCAGAAGACGCACGUGAUCAAUUCCAUCUUGCUAGGCUGAACUGCAAGAAAUUUGCUUUUGUCCAUGUAGCUUUUGCACAAUUUGAACUCUCACAAGGAAAUAUCAAGAAAGCAAAACAGUUGCUCGAAAAAGGUGUAGAAUCAAGAGCAGUUCCAGCAGAAAUGUUAGAAAUUGCUCUACGAAACUUAUACUUACAAAAAACGCAACUACUUUCUGUUGAAGAAAAAGAAAAUUUGUCAGGACCAGACUUGCACAAUAUAACUGGAAACUUGCAGAAUAAGAAAAAAAACACUGAUUUUAAUGAGAUCACUACCAGUAUUCCCAGUUUUUUCCAGGGAGAGAAAAAUGAUUCCUCGAGAGAGGCUGAAUUGGUUUUUGGUGGACGCAAACCAUUAACACAAUUAAAUAAGUCUAAUCAGAAAUGUAUGUUUGGGAGAGUUCCUCUUCAAUUAACAAAUGAAAGUGAGAGUAAUACAAAUGAAUCACUGAAGGUGGAAAUUCCUACUGUUGUAAAGAGGCAAACAUCUGGAACUAAUCUGAUCCAGCUACUACAGCCUGAAUCAAACCCUAACCAAAGUGGUCCUUAUCUGCCCAGAGACUUGAAGCCUUUGCCAGUUAGAAAUCUUAUACAUUCAGAUGAAGAGAAUUCAGAAGUUGCUAUGAAUUCAACUCUAACAUUAAAGGAGAAGAAUGAUCCUGUUUAUGUUAAAAAAAGAGAAACUGAAAUACUGCAGGAGGAACCAAGAAUAAUAGAAUCUGCCUGUCUGGAAGGGCAACAGCAGCCCCUUCUUUCUCUUGGAAGUUACCAAAAGGAGCAGGAGCAAUUCAAAUUAAAUUGUCUUGCAUCUAAAAAUAACUGGCCCCACCUUGAAGCACAGUAUAAAAGAAACUCAGAGGGGAAAAACUCAAGUUUUGAACAUGCUGCCUUUCCAGUUCCUAAAAGAUGUUCACCGUCAGAGCAAGUUUCAUGUAUCAUUUCACCAGAGACUGCUUCAGACAGAAAGAGUCAAGCUUUUGUUGGUGGAACACCUCGCAACAGCAUGGUUCAUGAUUAUGUGGCUUGUACUCCAGUUGUAAGAAAUAAUUUUCUAUCUAUGGAUAAGGCAACUACACCAUACAACCAGCUUUCAUAUUUGCAACAUUGUACUCCAACAGCUCCGUUUCAUCUACAGAGUGGAUUUCAG